AUGGCAUAUCGGCCACAAGUCAACGGGACUGCCGAAAGAAUGGUACAAACGGCGACCAGGUCGCUCAAGAUGUAUAUUCGCGAUCUGGAUCAGAGGGAUUGGGACGAGUAUGCCGAGCGACUUACCUUCGCGAUCAACACGGCUCACGAUCGGAUCCGAGGAGAUACCCCUCACUAUUUGGUGCAUGUGUGGGAUCCGACAUCGACGUUGGAAGCCACACUGCCAAUCCAACGGUAUUAUCAGCAGGCCCGAGAACAAGUCAACGCUAGAUUGAAGGAGGCCAUUGCAGAUCAGGCCGGCCGACACAACGAGGAUGUCGGAUCGCACCAGAUCGAUGCCGGAUCUCGUAUCUUGUUAUACCUAGAUCGGGUGAAGGAAGUAUACGCGCGGAAAUUGGCUCACCUGUGGCAUGGGCCGUUCCGAGUUGCCGAAAAGAUCACCGAAUUCAGCGUCAAGCUCGAGAUCGCAGGUACCGGGUACCAGAUCUUCCCAGUAGUGCACUUGUCGAAGCUGAAAUUGGUCAAGGAUUUUCCGGAUCGGCCGCGAGUAGAACUCACGGUGGAUGAAGCGGAUCGUCUCGAUUUCGAUGAGAUCCUGCUUCCGGAGGACAGCUCGGUCCCAGACCUCGGGGCCGGAUCUCGGGUAUGCGGAGUGGGAAGAACACGCGAUUUGGUCGGAUCUACCGAGAAUUCCUGGUGCAUUGGGAAGGAUAUGACGAGCCGAUCUGGAUCGCCGAAGCCGAUCUCAACUGUGGGGCAAUAUUGA
Phytophthora megakarya is the source of this 765-nucleotide messenger RNA. The record is from the annotation of a GenBank genome assembly. Lineage: Eukaryota; Oomycota; Peronosporomycetes; Peronosporales; Peronosporaceae.